Molecule: messenger RNA, 2238 nt
Organism: Bathycoccus prasinos
Lineage: Eukaryota; Viridiplantae; Chlorophyta; Mamiellophyceae; Mamiellales; Bathycoccaceae
Gene: QS
Product: expressed protein
Exons: 2
Coding region: 1-2238 (745 amino acids)
Biological process (GO): 'de novo' NAD+ biosynthetic process from L-aspartate
Molecular function (GO): quinolinate synthetase A activity; 4 iron, 4 sulfur cluster binding
Source: RefSeq, a predicted model, not a curated record
AUGUCGUCGUCGUCGUUUACGUCGUCGUGUUGUUGUUCGAGGAGCAGCGCGUCCAAAAUAUUCUCAUCUCCUUCGAGCAAAAGUAGCAGGAGUAGCGUCCGACGGAAGGAGAAGGCGACGACGACAUCAUCAUCAUCAUCAUCAUCAUCAUCAUCUUCCCGAAGAAGAAGAAGACAAAGAAGAGAAAGAGUUUCAUCCAUCAUCGCCUCUUCUUCGUCUUCCUCUUCUUCGAACUCGUCUGAAUCAUCGUCGUCGUCUUCUUCUUCUUUGACGAAAGAGGAGAAGAAAGAAGCCACGAAGAAGCUCCUGCAGUCGCAAGUGGACGUCGUCGAGUUAUCACUCGCGGAGAGAAACCAAAACACUCGAGUGAUGGGGUGCACGGCUUCCCAAACGUGGGUGAAAGUGUCUCUCUCUCGAGAAGGAGAAGGAACAGAAGGAUCGGAUGGUUCAUCUGCCCCGCGAUUGCAAUCGUACUCAGAUUCAGCGAUAACGAGAGGUUUCCUCGGCGUCGUGACGAAAAUGUUUCGAGGGUACACCCUGAAACAAAUCGAAGACAUCGAUGUGGAAUCGAUCGUAGCUGCGACUCUGCGAGGGGUGUCGGAAAGCGCAGUGAAAACGAGCGCGAUUGAUUCUCGACAAAACGGGUUUAAGAACGCUUUAGAAACAAUCAAAAGACAAGCGAGAAGUUUACUUAACGAUUUCCAAAGCGAUCCUUUCCCUUCAUUAAUCGUUACAAAGUCCGGAUGCGAACCGAAAGGGUCGUUCGCGGAAGCGCAGGCGAAAUAUUUAACGCCGGACGACCAACAGGUGGACAAGUUGGCGAAGUUACUGAUUGAGAAAAAGUGUGGAAUCGUCGCGCAUUUUUACAUGGACCCAGAAGUCCAAGGAGUGCUGAUGCGAUGUAAAGCGAAACAUCCAGAGUGCGCGUCGAGGAUCUUCAUCUCCGAUUCUUUAGUCAUGGCGGACGCGGCGGUGCGAAUGGUGAGAGACGAAAAGUGCGAAAACAUCUGCGUCUUAGGUGUAGAUUUCAUGUCAGAGAACGUGCGAGCUAUUAUUGACGACGCUGGAUUUCCUGAAGCGAACGUUUACCGCAUGUCCUCGGAUGCCAUCGGGUGCUCCUUAGCAGAAGCUGCGCAAACAGAAACGUACGAAAAAUAUUUGCGAGAAGCCGGCGAGGCGAAAAAUUCUCUGCACGUCAUCUACAUCAACACUGGAUUGGACACGAAGGCGAGCGCGAACGCAAAAGUUCCAACCAUUGCGUGCACGUCUUCGAACGUCGUCAACACGGUUUUACAAGCUGCUGCUCAAAUUCCGGACGUCAAGAUAUUUUACGGUCCAGAUACGUACAUGGGCGGCAACUUGGUCGAACUUUUGACGCGCGCAUCAACGACGUGGUCGGACGAAGAAAUCAAACAGUUACACCCUGAACACGACCAAAAGUCAGUGAAAAAAGUGCUUGAUAACAUGGAAUACUUCCGCGACGGAGCGUGCGUGGUGCAUCACUUGUUCGGUGGCGAAGUGUGUCGAGUUGUGAGAGACUGUUAUUCCGACGCCUAUCAAGCGGCACAUUUUGAAGUUCCGGGAGAAAUGUUCACCCUAGCAAUGGAAGCUCGCGAACGAAAUAUGGGCGUCGUCGGCUCGACGCAAAAUAUUUUAGAUUUCAUUUUAGCCAAAAUCCGAGGUGGUAUUGAAAAAGAGCGCAAGAGCAGAGAACUCUUUUCCUCUGCUUCUUCCUCUUCGACGCCUAAAGACAAGAACAAGCACGAGAACGAGAACAACAAGAACAACAAUAGCACUAGCGCGCUGGAAGAAGAUGGAGAAGUGUACGUUCCAGAACGCAUGAAAUUCGUGCUCGGUACUGAAACUGGCAUGGUCACAUCAAUCGUGCGAGCUGUUACCGAAGAGCUCGAGAAGAACGAUUCGAGCGUCGAGUGUGAAAUUGUGUUCCCGGUUUCCGUAGAUUCCAUCACGCAAGUCAAUAGCAGCUCUUCGGGGAAAAUUGUGAGCGAGGCAAUGUCUAGUCUAUCCAUCAUCCCGGGACCGGCAUCGGGUGAAGGGUGCGGCAUGGACGGCGGAUGCGCAUCGUGUCCUUAUAUGAAGAUGAAUUCCUUAGCGGCACUGACCGAAACGUUGGAGAUGAUUGGAGGUGAAAGCGGAGAGAAGAAGAAUUUUGGUUUGGAGUUGCGCGAGCCAAAAAAGUAUGAAGGAAAUAAUGUCGCCAAGGAAGGAUGCAGAUAA